Messenger RNA from Sinocyclocheilus grahami, 5337 nucleotides. RefSeq names its product protein strawberry notch homolog 2-like. Gene Ontology annotation, molecular function: histone binding; chromatin DNA binding. Gene Ontology annotation, biological process: regulation of DNA-templated transcription. The record is from RefSeq and is a predicted model, not a curated record. Gene Ontology annotation, cellular component: nucleus. NCBI's taxonomy places the organism in Eukaryota, Metazoa, Chordata, Actinopteri, Cypriniformes, Cyprinidae. The coding region runs from base 83 to 4462 and encodes 1459 amino acids. The transcript is spliced from 31 exons.
GGUCAUGGUGAGAAGACAUUGACCAGCUCGCUCAGGUUUACACAGUGUGGGCUUCGUCCGUCAUGCACAAGACUGCGGUCUGAUGCCAUCGCUCUCCAUUCCGCCUGCCAUGGACGGGCACAGCUUUUCGCAUUUAGACGGACAUCAGAUGGAUGCCGGGGGGUUUAUCCUGGCACCCCCUAUGAGCUACGUGUUUGCCAACAAUCCUUGGAGCUUCCCCCAUCAGACCUACAACUUGCCCUGUCCCGUGCAAUCUGAAAACCAGCAGCAGCUUAUCAACGGCCCAUUGGACAUGGCCACGGAUUUUUUUCCCAACGGUCUCAGCGACUUUGACUUCCCUGGUCUGAAUCUCACUCGGAAUGACGACCUCCCUCCGGACCUCUCUGGUCUGGAUGAUCUGUCGAUCUUCUCCCCUCCGACCGACUCUUUAUCCGAAUACACCGUUAACAACUUAAUCAACACUGAAAUGCCUCCCAAUGUGCCCACGAUAUGGGACAUUAAAACAUCACCAGCAUCAGUCCAAGAGUUGAAUUCUAACAGGUUUCAAGGUUUAAACUCGUUGGAUGACAUCACUGCUAUCAUUAAUACACCACCCAUUGGAGGUUAUCAGAGACCCCAAACACAGCCAGAAGAGGAAGAGGAAGUCGAGGUGGAGGAGACAGAAGAGUUGGGUCAUGUUGACACCUAUGCAGACUACAGGCCCUCUAAAUCCAAGAUAGGAAUAUCUCACCCAGACCGAGUGGUGGAGACCAACACUUUAUCCAGCGUACCUCCUCCAGAUAUCACCUACACCCUGUCCAUCCCAGAGACCACCAUAAACGGAGGCCUGCUCUCUGCCUUGCAGCUGGAGGCCAUUAUUUACGCCUGCCAGCAACAUGAAGUGAUUCUCCAGAACAACCAGCGGGCCGGCUUCCUCAUAGGGGACGGCGCUGGAGUUGGCAAAGGCCGCACAGUGGCUGGCAUCAUUCAAGAAAACUACUUAAAGGGAAGGAAGAAAGCACUAUGGUUCAGCGUCUCCAAUGACCUGAAAUAUGACGCAGAGAGAGAUCUCCAAGACAUCCAUGCACCCAAUAUACAAGUGCAUGCCUUGAAUAAGAUAAAGUACGGAGACACAGCUACCUCAGAAGGAGUCCUGUUUGCCACCUACUCAGCACUAAUUGGGGAGAGUCAGGCAGGCGGCCAACACCGAACGCGUCUGAAGCAGAUCCUAGACUGGUGUGAGCCGGGUUUUGAUGGAGUUAUCAUAUUUGACGAAUGCCACAAAGCCAAAAAUGCAACAUCCACAAAGAUGGGCAAGGCCGUGCUGGAUCUGCAGAACAAGUUGCCAUUGGCCAGAGUGGUGUAUGCCAGUGCCACAGGUGCCUCGGAGCCAAAGAACAUGAUCUAUAUGAGCCGUCUGGGGAUCUGGGGAGAGGGAACCCCCUUCAGAACCUUUGACGACUUCCUCCACGCCAUUGAGAAGAGGGGCGUGGGGGCCAUGGAGAUCGUCGCAAUGGAUAUGAAGGUCAGCGGGAUGUACAUUGCACGCCAACUCAGCUUCUCAGGAGUCUCAUUCCGCAUAGAAGAGAUCAGCUUGGAUGAUGAUUUCAAACUUGUGUACAACAAAGCUGCUAAACUUUGGGCGGAAGCUUUGGCCGUGUUCAUGCAGGCCGCUGACGAACUCUGCAUGAGCUCCAGGAAAUCCCUGUGGGGUCAGUUUUGGUCAUCCCACCAGCGUUUCUUUAAAUACCUCUGUAUCGCUGCCAAGGUGCGCUGCCUGGUGGAACUGGCCAAAAAAGAGUUGGAAGCAGGGAAGUGUGUCGUGAUAGGGCUACAGUCAACAGGUGAGGCUCGAACCAGAGAAGUCCUUGAUGAAAACGACGGACACUUGGACAGAUUUGUGUCUGCUGCCGAGGGUGUGUUUCAGUCUCUGGUCCUCAAACACUUUCCGUCAGAGAAGCAGAGAAGAGAAAAAGGAGCUGGGAACAAGAGGAAACGUAAGCCACGGGCACGGCAGCCAAAGCAACCCCGACAGAUUACUGAUGUAACGGUAGUGAUCAACAUCAGCGAUGACAGCAGCACCGAGUCUGACGCCAUGGACAGCGACUCCAACUCCUCGCCAGACUCAGUCCAAGACAACACUGACGAUGUCAUCUUUGUCAAUCAAACCAGCUACCAAAUGGCACGGUUAGAGGAGAUGAAACAAGGGCUUCUCAACAAGAUCGCUGAGCUGGGAAAAGAACUACCUCUUAACACACUGGAUGAGCUCAUUGAUAAAUUUGGAGGUCCAGAACAAGUAUCAGAGAUGACGGGACGUAAAGGCAGAGUGGUGCGUCGGUCUGACAGCAGCGUCCAAUAUGAGUCUCGCGCUGAGCAGGGCCACACUAUCGACCAAAUCAACAUCAAAGAGAAAGAUCGCUUCAUGAAUGGAGAGAAGUUGGUAGCCAUCAUAUCAGAAGCGGCCAGUUCUGGGAUUUCACUUCAAGCUGACAGAAGGGUGAAGAAUCAGUGUCGGAGGGUUCACAUGACCCUGGAGCUGCCUUGGAGUGCAGACAGGGCCAUCCAGCAGUUUGGUCGUACUCAUCGUUCAAAUCAGGUCACGGCACCGGAGUACAUCUUCCUAAUCUCCGAACUGGCAGGCGAGCGACGAUUUGCGUCCAUCGUGGCAAAAAGGCUGGAGAGCUUGGGAGCUCUGACUCAUGGUGACAGGAGGGCCACAGAGUCUAGAGACCUGAGCAAGUACAACUUUGAAAAUAAAUAUGGCACCAAAGCUCUAGAUAAGAUUACCAAAGCCAUCCUUGGUCAGAUUGAAAGCAAGGUACUCCCUCCAAAUGACUAUCCUGGUGGCGAUUCCAUGUUCUUUAGAGACAUGAAGCACGGUAUGAUGGACGUAGGCAUGCUAUGCAGUAAUUCACGCUUGGGCAUCAACACUGAAAAAGACUGCAAUAUCACCAAGUUCCUCAACCGGAUACUGGGCCUGGAGGUGCACAAACAGAACUCCCUCUUCCAGUAUUUUACGGACAAUUUCGACUACUUGAUCGAAAAGGACAAGAAAGAGGGCAAAUAUGAUAUGGGAAUACUGGAUCUGGCACCAGGAAAUGACCAGAUUUAUGAGGAAACACAGGAGAAGUUUCUAACGGCGGGAAACCCUCAAGAUGGUCAAGUUAUCCUAUAUAAGAUAAGUGUAGAUAGAGGUAUGGCAUGGUUGGAGGCUUUCCAGAAGGCCCAAACUCUCAGUAACCCGGAUGAAGGCUUCUAUUUAUCCCAUAAAUUGAGAGGUAACUAUCCAUGCGUGCUGCUAGCCGUGCAGGGCCAGGAGCACAACAUGAUCAUCUACAAACCAAACAUCGGCAAGCAGGCCCAAACGGAAAGCCUUGAUAACCUUCAACAAAAAUACCACAAGGUCACUCCAGAGGAGGCACAAGAUAGCUGGGAAAACCAGUUCACGUUCUCCUUCAGGAAAUGUAGCCAUGCUAACUGGAACGGGAGGUGUAAGAAGGUAGAGGAGGGUCAGGAGUGCUUAAUGGGUACUCGAUUGCGUCAGUAUCACAUGUUGUGUGGCGCUCUGCUCCGCGUUUGGAAGCGUGUGUCUGAUGUGGUCGCUGACAUCACCAAUUCCAGCAUUCUCCAAAUUGUCCGCCUCAAAACCAAAGACAGCAGCAAACAAGUUGGUAUUAAAAUCCCAGAGAACUGCAUGUCAAAGGUACGUCAGGAGUUGGUGAGGAUGGAUGCAGAGGUGAAGCAGCGACAUCGAGAGAAGGAGCAGCAAGCUCAGGAGCAGCGUCAGGCUGAGGAGCAACAGAGGCUGAUGACACAGCGUCAGCAGCAAGAGAUUUUCUCCCAAAAUUUGUUCACCUCAUCUUUGCCAAAUCCCAGCCUGGCCAGCUUACCCACUCCGUACAUCUCCUUCCCCUCGUUCCCUUCCAUAAAAUACCCUUUGGAAGAAAUCCUGGACUUGUCGGUUCAAAGAUCCUCGCCCUCCUCCCAAGUUAGCACUCAAGCUGACCUGGCUGUAGACAACCUCUCCAGGCAACUCGAACCUAUGGUGGAUGACUUUAACCUUGAAGUGUUUAUUCAAGAGCAGCAACAACCACAGCAGGGGAGCCAGGCCACACAGGAAAGCAGUUCAGCACGGGACACAGAACUGUUAGACAUGAUACUGUCUUUGAACUCCUUUAUAACACCCCCUAGUCAGACUGUCCCUGCCUCUUCCUCCUCAGAUGCACCUUUGUCGGUACCCAUGGUCUUGUCAAAUUCCUUCUCUUCUUCCUUGUCCAACUUCACUCACUCACUCACACCACCUUCAUCAUCUUCCUUGUUGUCGCGCAUCUCUCCCUCCCCUACGGACCAGCAGAUGCUCCCAGUACCCAACAGCCACUGCAGCUCUGAAGCCAUCAUAAAUGUACGAGAGGUGUUGAACAGCAUGCUGCAAGGUGGAACAGAAUCACGGCAGUCAGUCAUUAAGUACCCACAACCCGAGUGAGAUCCUUCCAGUCGGACUCUCCUGUAGACGCGCACACACUCAGGGCUGUAGUCUGACCACUGCCGGCGUCCUGCUCCGCCACUGGCCUCGGUUCCACAAGCAUGAGAUUCUGCUUCAUAAGAUGGGAGGAAGUCUGGUGUUCCUAAACACUUUGUCUCCAUACUAUGGAUAGUUACCAAGGUUGUCACACCAGUUUAAACAUCCGGAAUUUUAUACACUGGGGCUUUAAAAGAGUAUUGAUUUACCAAGAGUGAAAACGAUUUAAGGUUUGUUUAGGUUAUGUCACACCACAUCGUACAGUAUAUUUUGCUUAAAGAUUUUGCUCAAGAUGGAGCAUGCAGAAAUGAAAAGACACUUGAGGUACCAUUUUGGUUCCUCAUUGCAGGAACCCUCCGGGGAAGCACCAGCCACCUUUAAAGGUGCCUCAAAUGUGAUUUGAGUCCUGAGAGAUCUUCAGUAUAUAUUUUAAGUGCCCCAAAAGGCUUUCUUUUAUAAAGGGGCCACUGGAGAAACUUUCUUUAGAGUUACUAAAGGAACUGGCUGUACGUUCCUUAUAGAACAUUACUGACUCUCCAUUUUGAAAGUGUGCCUAGAGGUUCUCCAAAGGGUUCUACCAAUGUGCCGACCAAAAGGAACCCCGAAUGUUACCUCAAGUAUCUUCUUUCUGUAGGAUCUUUUUUUUGUGUGUGGCCACAGAUUCCAUGUGGGCCUAGCUGAAGUUGUACAAACCUCACAUAUGCAAGACAUAGCGCAAGGUUCACUUCGGCAAGGAGCUUAAGUUUUGUUUUGCAUUGGACAAUCAUCAGCUUUACAUUUCCAUGAUGAACUUCUGUUAGACAAAACACUUUUCCUGAGGAGCAAGAGAACAGGCUACU